Salarias fasciatus (jewelled blenny) is the source of this 517-nucleotide messenger RNA. It is a transcript of the gene rpl28, whose product is annotated as ribosomal protein L28. Gene Ontology annotation, biological process: translation. Gene Ontology annotation, cellular component: ribosome. The coding region runs from base 63 to 476 and encodes 137 amino acids. Gene Ontology annotation, molecular function: structural constituent of ribosome. Lineage: Eukaryota; Metazoa; Chordata; Actinopteri; Blenniiformes; Blenniidae. The transcript has 5 exons. The record is from RefSeq and is a predicted model, not a curated record.
UAGAGGUGAGGAUCGGCGUGCUGCGGUCUCUCCGGUCCUUUUCCUCCGCUAACAGCUUCAUCAUGUCGUCCCACCUUCAGUGGAUGGUGAUCAGGAACUGCUCCAGUUUCCUCAUCAAGAGGAACGGACAGACCUACAGCACUGAGCCCAACAACCUGAAGGCCAGGAACUCUUUCCGCUUCAAUGGUUUGGUGCACAAGAAGACGGUGGGCGUGCAGCCGGCGGCCGACGGGAAGGGCGUGGUGGUGGUGCUGAAGAAGCGUAGAGGCCAGCGUAAGCCAGCCACCUCCUACGAGAAGAUCACCAUCAACAAGAACGCCCGCGCCACGCUGAACAGCCUCCGGCACAUCAUCAGCAAGAACAAGUACAGGAAGGACCUGCGCAUGGCCGCCCUGCGCCGCGCCAGCGCCAUCCUGAAGAGCCAGAAGCCCGUCGUGGUCAAGAAGAAGCGCACCAGGGCCGCCAAGACCGCAUAGAGUCAUCCUCAGAAUAAAGAAUCAUUGUUUGGACGAAACUC